Molecule: messenger RNA, 1213 nt
Organism: Mugil cephalus (flathead mullet)
Lineage: Eukaryota; Metazoa; Chordata; Actinopteri; Mugiliformes; Mugilidae
Product: trace amine-associated receptor 1-like
Exons: 3
Coding region: 1-948 (315 amino acids)
Biological process (GO): G protein-coupled receptor signaling pathway
Cellular component (GO): membrane
Molecular function (GO): trace-amine receptor activity
Source: RefSeq, a predicted model, not a curated record
AUGAAAUCCUUUGAGCAACUGGUGUUGGCCCACCUGAAGAACAUCACUGGACCCCUGCUAGACCCCCUGCAGUUUGCCAAUAAAGCUUCAGGCGUCACGUGGGUGGUCUCAUGGAGUCUUUUAAUAAUAUGUGGCAAUCUUCUUGUGAUAAUCUCUAUCAUUUAUUUUAAACAGCUCCACACUCCUACUAACUAUCUUAUCCUCUCCCUAGCAGUGGCUGACCUGCUAAUAGGCGCUUUAAUGUUUCCUUUUAAUAUGGCAUUAUCUCUAACAACAUGCUUGUAUCGGAACACUUUAAAAUGCUUAAUACAAAAGACCUUUGACUUUACAAUCAGUUCCUCUUCCAUUCUAAACUUGUGCUGCAUUUCGAUUGAUAGAUAUUAUGCAGUGUGCCAUCCUUUAAUAUAUAAAACUAAAUUAACCGAUCAUGUUUCCAUGAUGAUGGGCCUGGGGAGCUGGGCUGUUUCAGUUUUAUUUGGAAUUUUGUACUUUGUAAUUGAAUCUUCUUAUGAUUUUUGUAACAUAGAGUGUUUUGCCCUUAUUGGUAUUCUAGGUUUUUUAACAUUUUAUGUCCCAACAAUAAUAUUGUUUUGUGUCUAUUCUAAAAUUCUACUUGUUGCACUGAAACAAGUAUCCAGCCUCCAGAAUGCAAGCUCUCAGUCUGGACCAGUUGCCAGUAAGAAGGAGAGAAAGGCAACCAAAACAAUGGCUAUAGUCAUGGGAUUAUUUAUGAUAUGCUGGCUGCCUAUUUUUAUCGCUUACCCCUUUCGGCCUUUGAGUAACAUUGUUGUUGAUUUAUUUGUGCCUUUUAACUGGUUUGCACUUUCAAAUUCAAUGUUCAAUCCAUUUAUUUAUGCUUUCUUCUACCGCUGGUUUAGAUCAGCUUUCAGGAUGAUAAUUUCUGGAAAAAUAUUUCAAGUUGAUUUUGCUAACACAAAUCUGCACUGACUGUUCACAUGCAUUACAAUGAAUAUUAACAAAGAUGUUCCAUUCUGUCUUCUGUACAGUAUUUGUUUCAUUUUUAGUUGUAUUUUAGUAUUUUUAGUUUCUUAGUUAAGUGUCCACAAUAUCGUAGAACAUCUAUUCUCUAAAUAAAGUUUCUAGCAUCCAGUCCCAGUCAGGAUCAGUUGCCAGUAAGAAGGAGACAAAAGCCACAAAAAAGAAUGGCGAUAGUCAUGGGAUUAUUUCUGACAUGCUGGCUGCCUCUUUUUAU